This is a messenger RNA of Verticillium alfalfae VaMs.102, 2790 nucleotides long. RefSeq lists its product as hypothetical. Lineage: Eukaryota; Fungi; Ascomycota; Sordariomycetes; Glomerellales; Plectosphaerellaceae. Bases 1 to 2790 code for a protein of 929 amino acids. The transcript is spliced from 7 exons. The record is from RefSeq and is a predicted model, not a curated record.
AUGGCCGACAGCAAAUCGGGCCCCAGCCUGCGACCCGUGCCGGAAACGGACGAGGCCGAGACGACCUUGUUGUCUUCUCACGUCUCGCGCCGCGAUGGCUACACGCGGAUGCCAUCGGAUGGAGCCAUCGACAUCUCCAGCUUCGAACACCGCCUCUCUCCUUCCCCGGACCAGGGCCUUGGUAUAUCGUCCUUUUCCAGCACGCCGAGGAGGCCCAUCGCGCGGGUCCCUGUCGGCUCCAAAACGAGCUCGCCCGUGUCACCGAGGUCCUACCACGGCCUCAUGAGCUCGCCCCAGGAGACGCGGCAUGAAGAACGCCAGGCAAGGACACCAGACAUGGGCGAAUCGCCCAUCUUGGACUCUCCGGUGGACUCUCCAAAGGGGACCAGGACACCGUCGCGUCUUCGCAAGUGGUUCUCCGGGACUUGGUCGAAAGCCGCGCCGCCCGCAUACGACAUGGCAGAGCAGCAGUCGCCCAACUUCAGCCGUCCCCCACCGCAGCGAGAUGAAGAGACUGCGUUGCGGCUCGGUGAUCGAGACGGUAUGGUGGAGCAUUCGUCCCAUCCAAGCCCGGCAGACGAUGACGAUGCGAACGAGGAGUGCGAUAAGCCGCUCCAUGAGAGAUACCAUGUCCGCAAAAGGCGCGUCAGCUGGCUCUCCGUAUCCAUCCUGACGCUGUCCGUGUAUUCCACGGCACUGAGCUGCUUGUGGUUCAUCAUCGCCAUCGUGCAGCCGCGCUGGGGCCGUGCCAUCUCUACGAACGGCGGCAUCGCUCCGGCCACUGCGUCGGUCGUGUGUACCCUGUUUGCCAAGACAAUCGAGAUGUCCUUCGUGACCGUAUUCAUCUCCUUCCUUGGACAAGUUCUCAGUCGUAGGGCGUUUGUGAAGAAGUCUAGAGGCAUGACCUUGGCAGAGAUGACCAUGCGGAACUGGGUCAUUCAACCCGGAUCGCUCAUCACCCACUGGGAAACCAUCCCCUAUGCCGGUGUUACGUUCCUCGGCGCCAUAUCUCUUGCGGCGACUGUCGCGGCCACCUUCUAUACCACAGCCUCGGAGGCCAUGAUCACCCCAAAGAUCAAAUUUGGUGGUUGGGAACACAAGGUCCUGCAAGGACACGUUCGGUCACAGUAUGCUAAUCCUUUGUAUGUGAAUACGGUUUGCGCGACCCCUCUGCGCGAUAACGAUCCCGCAGAGGCAGGCGGCUCGUGCCUCGACGUCCAGUAUUCUGGUCAAUCCUAUCGCAACCUACUCUCUUUCAUGCGUACCUGGGACGAAAUCUAUGCCAAUGGCACCAGCAUGGAGGACAAGCUGAGCGACAGACCAGUCGGCACCACACUCCUGUAUGAUAACACCACAAUGACUUCUGCAUGGAUUGAAUCCGAGUUUGGCGACCCAGCAGCCAGCUUUGAGGACCAUGGAAGGAUCAUCAACAACGUCACGCUCGCCAUGCCUCACCCGGGCGUCUAUGAAGCAGCCAUCAACCCGGUCAAUGCUAUUUUGCAACCAGAUGAUCUCUCUGAUGUCGGUGAAUAUACCAUACGGGCAAGUGUUGUGUCGCCCUCUGUCAACGUACUCUGCGUCAAUAUGGAGAAGAAGGAGCUUGCGCCGUUGAUCUAUACGGCGUGGCCCAAUGCCGACACCAGCCCCACGGGUGUGGGCGACCAACUCAUCGGAAGCGACAACUGGCGGGAUGACGUGCCCAAUAUGGCCAAAAAUGAGUGGCUGAACCGUACCGUGGUAGACGAGAUAUUCAAAUGGGGACCGGAGUACAAGCGUCGGCCACCAGUAUUCCAGCUCUACCCGGCCGACUUCAACAUGGUCGCCAACGCAACGCACGCGGCGCCAGCCUCAGAAUGGGACCAGCCAGCGAGAGAUGCUCUAUACCUUCUCGCCAAAUCGAGCGCUCUCGAGAGUUACACACUUUGUGAGCUGCGGUCGUGGGUCUCGCCCUGGUGCUCCACCCAUUUCAGCAUCUCGGGUAUUGCUGGCGCACACUUGAAGGCGCACUGCGAGGACAAGGAGGACCCCGACAGCUACGUGAAGUCAUAUUCGGACAUCACAUGGUCGCUGGCCAACAGGGACUGGGCGAAUGUCGCAGAUCAGUGGCGCCUCUCGAUGGAUCUCAACGGCGGGACGUACAACAACAACGCUUCCAACGCCCGCAUACUGACGCAGCUGGUACUUGGCCAACAUAAGAUCAACCCGCUGAUGCCAUCCAUCGCAGAGGCACUUGCCGUGCUGUCUUCGUCUACGCUCACCAUUGCGUCUCUCUCGACACCCUUCGUGCAUUAUUGGGAGUACCCCAAGUCCAUUCUCGCGUCACCAGGGGCGCUUCAACGUUUUAAUGCGUCAUUGCGAACUCAGGAGUAUACUUCAUCGCAUACGUUCGCAUGGCAUAACAUUUUCUACCUCGUGCUGUUCUUCGUGUUUGCCAUCAACGUCUUUUGUUUGGGGUAUCUGCUGGCACGGUCGGGGCUCGUAACGGAUUACACGGAGCCGCAGAAUCUCUUUGCACUGGCGGUCAACUCACCGCCGAGCACACAGUUAGGCGGAGACUGUGGCGGAGGGCCGGGAAGCCGAGCGCUUGUGGUGCCGUGGCGCGUGGGUUACGCACGGAGCGAGAACCACUAUUUCUUUGAGGAGGCGAACGAUCGUCCGUUCAAGGGCAAGUGGUCGCGACCCCACGCGAGGAGCAGUGAGACCCUAGAUGGUGAGACGGAAGGAGAAGUGGAAGGGCCAGGGGCGAGGAGCAGUUACAAGCGAUUGAGCACAAGUCGGAUGUGGUUGUAG